Molecule: messenger RNA, 1863 nt
Organism: Oenanthe melanoleuca
Lineage: Eukaryota; Metazoa; Chordata; Aves; Passeriformes; Muscicapidae
Product: arylacetamide deacetylase-like 4
Exons: 4
Coding region: 232-1449 (405 amino acids)
Cellular component (GO): membrane
Molecular function (GO): carboxylic ester hydrolase activity
Source: RefSeq, a predicted model, not a curated record
GCGGGAGGCGGCGCCGGGCCCGGCCGUUCCCCGGUACCGCGCGCGGGUCACGCCGGGCUCCUUGAACCAAGAUUACCCGGCCGGCGCCUCCGGCCGCUCCGCGCGGCUCCCCCCGGCCGCCCGCACCAUGACCCCUGCGCCGGCUUUGCGGAGCGGCCGCACUCGGCCCGUGACGGGGCCGCGGCUCUGCCCAGCGCUGCUGCGGGAGCCCCGCAGGGCCGCGGCCGGGCCAUGGCGCUGCUGCCCGCGCUGCUGCUGCUGCUCCUGCCCCUGGCGGCGCUGGCGGCGGCCGCGCUGCUGCUCGGCCUGCCCGGCUACGACAUCCCGCCCGGGGUGAACCAGCCGGCCAAGCUGCGCCUGGUGCUGACCGUGCUGCUCGGCACCGCCGCGCUGGGAAGGAUUUUGGAGAAGACUGGGCUGUGCAGCCAGAUCACUUUUGGCCGAUACGUGCGACAGGGACGGAAACUAGGGCUGGAUCCAAAGCUCUUUAUCCAGGAUCUGCAGUUUAACCAAGUACCUGUGAGGGUUUAUCAGCCUAAAGCUACCUCAGAUGGGCCAAGGAGAGGCAUCCUCUUCUUCCAUGGAGGAGGCUGGGUAUUCGGGAGCCUUGAUACCUAUGAAAAGGUGUGUCGCUACCUCUCCAGGGAGAGUGACUCAGUAGUUGUGUCUGUGCAGUACCGUCUGGCCCCUGAGCACAAAUACCCCGCUGCGUACCAAGACUGUCUGAGCGCCACCCUGCACUUCCUGCAGCACCUGCAGCACUAUGGCGUGGAUCCUGCCCGGGUCACUGUCUGUGGGGACAGUGCUGGGGGCAACCUGGCAGCUGCUGUCAGCCAGAGCCUGGCAGGCAGCUCAGAGCUGCCCAGACUGCGUGCUCAGAUCCUCAUCUACCCAGGCCUUCAGGCACUGGACUUCAAUUUGCCAUCCUACCAACAAAACCGGGGAGUCCCUCUGCUCUUCCGGGAGCGUGCUGCUUUCUUUGCUUUGCUGUACCUCAAUGGACAUGCACUGCACAUGAAAGAGGUCUUGGAGGGCUCUCAUAUUCCUCCUGACAUGAGGCUGAAGUAUAGCAAGUGGGUGAGUCCAGACAACAUCCCCGAGGAAUUUAAGGUCAGAGGUGUGAAGCCACUUAGGCCCACUGAUUUUAUAGCUGAAGUUUAUGAGACAGUGAAGAGAUUCUGUGAGCCCAACCUGUGCCCACUGCUGGCUGAAGACUCUGUCGUCCACCAGCUGCCAGAAUCUUUCAUCCUGACCUGUGAGUACGACGUGCUGCGGGACGAUGGCUUGUUGUACAAGAAGAGGCUGGAGGACAACGGGGUUCCAGUGACCUGGUACCACCUCAAGGAUGGAUUCCAUGGAAUCAUAAGCCUGUAUGAUUAUUGUGGCUUCUCAUUUCCAUCUGGGAAAAGGGGAUUGGACAGGGUUGUUAACUUCCUAAAAAGCUUAUAGUAAACAUCUUAGAUUCCAUGAGUCUGUUCAUGCCUCAACCUAGGAAAAUAUCUUUUCAGGAUAUUUAAUAUCAGGUUAUGGUUAGUGAAUCAGGGGCAGCCAUUAACAGUGAUAAACAAGGCUCAUCAGAACCUCAUUCCAGCUGUUAGUUGGAACAUGGAAUAUGCAAACCUUAUACAAGCUUGUACCAUGCUGCAAGCCCUUAUUUUAGCUCUGUUAGUGAAGAACAGUUCUUUGAAUGGACAUCCUGGUUUGUUCCAGUUGCUUAAAAUAAAAUAUAUCUGUAUGAAGAGAAACUGUGUGUUAGCAGGUGUGUGUGGUGUGAGAAUAAAACCCAGCUGAUGUUAGUGCAUUAUGAGCCACUGACAAUAAAACAAUAAAUAUGAUGACAGUAAGUAAAUAUGGUGCAGUGUC